Molecule: messenger RNA, 1370 nt
Organism: Pseudovirgaria hyperparasitica
Lineage: Eukaryota; Fungi; Ascomycota; Dothideomycetes; Acrospermales; Acrospermaceae
Product: kinase-like protein
Exons: 1
Coding region: 191-1150 (319 amino acids)
Biological process (GO): protein phosphorylation
Molecular function (GO): protein kinase activity; ATP binding
Source: RefSeq, a predicted model, not a curated record
GAGAAAAGAGUAUGAGAGUACGCUGAGUGACUCACAUGCAGUGGUAUGAUUGAUGCCUUGAUGCCUGGUCCUCUUUGCUAGCGAUGGCUCGAAGCCCCACUCUCUCUCUACUGGCCCUCUCUCUACUGGCCCUCUUCUUCUCAUCGCGCAACUCUCCUUUCUGUUAUGAACUUUGCGAAGUCGUUUCAUCAUGGGCUCCAACCGGAGCUACCUUUCUACCUGCCUGCUCCGAGUUCUUACUUGUAAUAUCCGCUUUCCGAAUCAUGCCCCAAACAUAUCUUCGCACAAGUCCUUAGAUAAACCUCCUCACGAGCCCUCAAAUGAGCCUUCCAACACACCGUCGAACGAAACCAGACUUUCCAAGGAACCCAUAAAUGAGCCCUCGCCUUUCGAGGAAAUUUCAAACGAACCCGGUGUUGACUCGAUACCCCCAGGCGCGUUACAUUUUAUAGCCGGCGGGAAGGCCGGUAUCAUCUUUACCAUCGAUGAAAAGAGAGUAUUGAAAGAGUUCCACUCACCUGAGGACGGGAAUGGGGAAGUUGAGCGUGAGGCUUAUCAGCGUCUUGGCUCACAUCCUAAUAUCACGAAGCUCCUAUGCAUUCGAGCAGAUGGCUCUAUUGUGCUUGAACGUGGGACAGCCCUCAGGACUCUAUGCCAAUCUGCUACUGAGAUAGCGCUGGUCACGAAAAUUGACUGGCUAAUUGAUGCCGCAAAAGGCUAUCAAUAUCUACACGAAUGCGGCAUCAUCCACUGUGAUGUAGGGUGUAAUAACUUGAUCUCAACAAUGGAAGGGGUCAAGCUUAUUGAUUUUGAAGGCUGUAGUAUUGACGGCAGACCAGGCGAUUCCUGUUACGAGUGGUUCAGCUACCGACCAGCUACACCCUAUACCAGCCGAGCUACAGACAUCUUUGCGUUUGGCUGUACAAUCUAUGAGAUUGUGACAGGUAGACCACCUUACCAUGAGCAUCAAUCGCGAAUAGAUGCCGGUCCUUACGUCGAGAAGCUCUAUACAGCCUGCGAAUUCCCUGAUACUACAGGCCUGCCUUUAAACCAUGUGAUGCAAAGUUGCUGGCGUGGCAGAUUCGGUUGUAUGAGUCAGAUUGUCCGAGAUCUAGAGCAUUCAAAGAGUCUUAUAGAGAGAAGUGCUUAACUAAGCUACCAUACAAGGUCUAGGCAGUUCGCAUCUACUAACUACAGUACGGGGUAUAGGCAGUUCACAUCUACUAACCAAUCUCCAAAACCACCGGAUGGAACUCCAUAGUCAUUAUAUAUUGAUGGACCCAUUCCCGAAAAUGUUGCUCGUCCAUAGUUAUCGGGAUACCGUAGGUACACAUAGCUGCUUGAUAGACUCUUUAAGUUAGAGUAUUAUU